Molecule: messenger RNA, 1036 nt
Organism: Physella acuta
Lineage: Eukaryota; Metazoa; Mollusca; Gastropoda; Physidae
Product: fibulin-1-like
Molecular function (GO): calcium ion binding
Source: RefSeq, a predicted model, not a curated record
UGUUUUGUUACUGACAGUUUGUAAGAACAUUAACUCUGGUAUAUUUCUAUAUCACCUUAUAAGUUGUAUGAAGAUGAAGUUUGCAAAAGUAAACAUCGCAGCCAUACUGCUCAUCUGCAUAUCAUACGCACAGGCCAAGUGUCGCUGCCAGCAAAUUACCACGGUGGUCAAUGGACAAAAUGUGUGUUCCUGCAACCCAGGCUAUAUCGUCAACCCAGCUAAUCCUGCUAAAUGUCUAGACAUCGAUGAAUGCAAUUCUCAGUCAAGUCCAUGUGAACAAGUCUGUACCAACACCAUUGGAAGCUACACCUGCUCAUGUAAUGCAGGAUAUGUCAUAAGUAGCACAGACCACACACAGUGUGAUGACAUCGACGAAUGCAGUGCUCAGCCAAGCCCAUGUCAACAGAAUUGCACCAACACAGACGGAAGCUUUACCUGUUCAUGUAGACCUGGAUUUGCCGUAAACAGCACGGACCCAACAAAGUGUUAUUCACUCUGUAUUCCGUUAUCAACUCCAUUAACAGAAACCCGAAACGCUUCAUCGCCCUUGGAAUGCUACUCAGCUUGUAGGGCAGAAAUUUGCUACGGUUUCAAGUUUGCCGAUGGCGUGUGUACCAUCAAGCUCUUUGUUGGCGAUGUUAUAAAUGUUACUCAAAAUGUUAUUGCAGGAUCAGUUAUCCUAUGCUACAAUGACAGCACACAAUGCACUUUAAGAAGCGGAGGAAAUGACGUGCCAGUUACUUUAACGAAUCACGAGACUUGCUAUACUAAUUGCCGUGACGAUCCCGAGUGUGUCGGUUAUACUUAUGUCCCCGGCUUAGUUUGUUUGCUAUCUUAUCCGUCUGGAUCCAUUGUUGACAUAAACAAUUUUCCGGUGGAUUCAUUUGUCUAUCUUGAUUGUGAUAAAUAAAAAGACAAACAAUGUGGGAAACAAGUCUACAUUGAAGGCAACGAAGUACUGCGGACUGUCGAAAUGUGUCAAACUAACUUCUCAGAAGACUUGUCUUCCUAUGUAAAACAAUUGAAUAAAUCCUAG